Molecule: messenger RNA, 1620 nt
Organism: Stylophora pistillata
Lineage: Eukaryota; Metazoa; Cnidaria; Anthozoa; Scleractinia; Pocilloporidae
Product: protein N-lysine methyltransferase METTL21D
Cellular component (GO): protein-containing complex; cytosol
Source: RefSeq, a predicted model, not a curated record
UUCAACAUGGCGGCUAAACUUGCAGAUUUUUGCGAUCGCACAUUUGAGAGAGAAAUCGAGUGUAAAGAAGGAAUACUUAAGAUAAAGCAAGCUGAAGUAGGUGACGAAAGCUGUGUUGUAUGGGAUGCUGCCCUAGUUCUCGCGAAAUAUCUACAAACAGAGCACUUUUGUCCCAAGGAACACCUCGUGAAUAAGCGAGUUGUCGAACUUGGUGGCGGCACUGGUGUUGUUGGACUAAUAGCUGCCUCGUGCGGUGCACAUGUGUGUUGUACAGACUUGCUUGAGGUUGUUCCUCUUAUUGAACUGAACAAAACCACUAACCAGCAUAUGAUCACUGGAACAUUCACAGCUGCCACCUUAAAAUGGGGUCAAGAUGUGUCAGCAUUUCAACCCUACCCAGAUCUUGUCUUAGUCGCUGAUUGCAUUUACUAUGAAGAGUCUUUAGAACCCCUGGUGUCAACACUUUGUGAUCUGAGCAAUGAGAACACAACUGUUUUGAUAAGCUAUGAAGAGAGAGCAAUGGGUAAGAAGCCUCAGCUGGAGAAAAAAUUCCAUCAGCUUGUUAAAGAACAUUUCGUAGUGGAAGAAAUUCCAGUAGAACAACAAGACCCGGUUUAUCACAGCCCUGAUAUUCACCUUCUAAAGCUUAAACGAAUAGUUUAAGGUGUGUGCAGUGAUGAUACGUGGGACUCGGUGCUUAGCAAGGUCUUAAGUCGGUUGGAGAAGAAUUCCGUCCCUGUACUGCCUCCUGAAGCCGAACAGGACGACAGCGUGUUUCUAUGCACUCGUGAACCUCCCCGGCUCGAAUACUGAGGCCUUCUUUGAUAGUCCUUCGUCGUUUGAAAGAAUGAAACCCGCCUUUCUUGGGCAUGACAGUGGACUCGAAAAACAGCGCAAAGAAAACGUGUUCCCUGAAAUUCGACCAUUUGGAAUUACCUAAUAUAUCGGCAUCAACGCUAAGCAACGGGAACAACUGCAAGGAUUUGAAAAGGUGUGCGCGAUUUAAGAGUUAACACCGGCUUGCAAAUUUACAUCCUUGCCUGGAAAAGUCGUACAGUUACAGAAGAGUUCGUUUGAAUCGUCUCAAAGUCGCAAAACUGGAAAAAGGUUUGGAAAUUUUGUGUCAAGCUUGAGACACUGAGAUAUCUGUUACUUCUAGAAUUUUUCGAAGUCUUGGAGUAGUAAAUGAAGAAAGUCUUGCAAAUGUUUGUCCCAACUUCUACAUCAACCACGAAUUUAGUCCACAAAGCUCCAGAUCGGCCAGAAAUAUUUCAGCGGCAUUUAUGCUCCUUUUGUAAGUGAAAAUGCGCUACAUCACUCCACUUCUGAGUGGCCCUACAUACACUACUUAGUCCUCUUUUAACAUUAUAGAUAUUUCUUGUAAAAUAUUGCAACAAAAAUUGAAACACUGGUGUCGAAGCUUGAAUUUUUUUUCUCUCAGAGAAGAAGCAGUGUAGUUUCAGUUGACCAGAAGCCAAUGGCUUUCCUGUCAAUGCGCUUUUAGAGUUGUAACGUGUAAAUGUCGUCCAAUUAGUCGUCCUUUUCUCAUCUGUACCAAAAUUAAACCAGCCUAAAGAACAACUAUUGCUUUUGUGAUUAAAUAAAGCGCGUAAAGAUCAA